GGUGGGGAAGUAAAAGAGGAGUGAAGCAGUGACAACUGUACUACAAGGGGAGGGGAGGGAGGAUUAUGUGCCGCUGUAUCUCUUCGUGCGUGUGUGUGUGUGUGCCCUAAGAUCUACGUGUGUGUACGCUAGCGCACGUUUCUUUUUAAAAAGUGUGGGUGACAGGGGCCAAACUCGAACGGGUAACAAGACCACUCUAACCUGUUGAGUUCUUCUUUUCCUUACAUGCGUGUGUGUGUGUGUAUGCCCCUAUGUGUGCAAAGUUUAGAAAAGGUAAAAAAAAAAAAAAAAAAGGCCCAUAUGACAGUGCAAAGUAUCGGAUGAUAUUUUGAUUUCUUCACUUGUCUAGGCCCUUAGCGUGUCAUGUAAUAUCUGAGCCUGUGUGUGUGUGUUUUCGUUCAGAAAGGAUUACACGAAGGAGAGUCUAUAUAUGGUGCAUUUAUUUUAAGCGUUCCUUUUUUAUGUGUGUAGAUCUAGAACACAUGUCCGAAGUUUGAAGCUUCUCUGAAGGAAUUGGCGAACUCAGGAUAAGAAGAGUCUAGAUUUAAAUUAUAGAAUCUAAUCUAAAUCUAGAACUCUUAACUUGAUGUAGAUCUAUCAGCAGAUCUAGACUUUGGGAUAGCCUCAUCAUCUAGAUGGUAGCAUUGGAGUUUGGAUAAGAGGUUUAUUUGAUUCUUGUUAUUCGAAGCUGUGGAUAUUUUCCCCCCUGGACAUCGACGAUGCGAGGAAGUUGUGUCAUCGUCGUGUGCGUAAUAUUGGUGACGUUACCCGGUGAUCCGUGGAAGCGGGUCCAGGCGUCCGAGUUCGCUGCCGGACAGUGUGGAGAAAAGGUUGAACUUACGAGGGCAUGGCCCCACAGUGAAUGCCCACAGGUAGAUUAUGGAAGGGCUAGCGUGAACCAAAACGACCUAGAUCUAGAGCAGGUUGAUCGCAACCACGUUCUCUUUGAGGAGGAUAUACACAUUAACCCGAACAAGAGGAUUAUCUUGGAUAUAAGGCAUGAGUUUGAUAUAUUUAUUGAAUUUCAUGAGGCGAUUGAUAAAACAAACAAGUUAUCCCUCCUGCUGACGACCAGUGAAGCGGGAGAUAACCGUCUAAGCAGUCUGCCUGUUCUGCUUGAUUACACAGUUUCUUCCCUUGGCUCGGAGGAGCUCAUAAGCUUGAAACUGGGUUGGCAAGGAGAGGCACCAAGUCCACAAGUGGCGCGCUGUCAGACAGAAGAAAUCUGGACUUACGCCUGGCCUCCCACCGCUCUGCUCACGCUUCUAUUAAUAGGCGCGCUCUUUGGCCGCGGGCGUCGACGCAGGGGAGCACGAGAUAAGGAGAAUCGUCCAUCAUCGCCUGGUGGUAACAGCAGCCGCGGCAAGCUGGAUGCCAGCAGUCCAAGGCGGGAGGUUACAUCAGAAAGCCACAGAAAUUUUCUAGGGGCAGCACAAAUCUUGGAAUCUCAAGGUCAUUUGGCUGGCAAGACUGACGUGCAAGGCGGUGAGUUCAAGUAUGGAUUACCAAGUGGCACAGAAACACCGGAUAUGGUAACCACGGCGUUUACAUUGGUUGGUUCUGGAGCCACGAUGAGCCAGGCUACCUACUGCCAUGAAAACAGUACAGAGGUCAGCCAGAGCCCUGGAAAUCCAACCUCAGCUCAUGGCCAUGCAGUCCACCACGACCCGGCUCCUGCCAAAUUCAAAGUCAAGUUUUCUUCCAGAGCCUUCUCCAUCUUGUUUUUUGCUGCACUGCUGCUGCUCGUGCUAACUGUUGCUGUUUCCAAGUUGCACACGAAGCCAACUCUUCAUGUCACAUUUCCUGCCAGUAACACAUUAAGGAAAGUUCGAAUGUUCUCAGACUUUCCUGAACUCACCAAAUUAUCCAAAGAUCAUUCCAGUUUGUCUUUAGUCUCCAGACUUCAGUUGUUAGAUGCACACAGGUGUACAGAUGAUUUUAAAAGUUGUCAAAUCGCUGUUGUUUGUGAUACCUCCACAGACCAAUCCAUUAACUGCAGAUGUCGCGCAGGAUAUUUCUUCAAAGACUGGAAAUGCCAUGCAUGCACCAGCACUUGCCCAACAGAUCACUAUUUAGUUUCAUCUUGUAACAGCCAAUCAGAUGCCUUGUGUAAACGAUGUACAGCUUGUGGACCUACUCAGUAUGAGGCAGCACCUUGUACAACGCAGAGAGACACCAUUUGUGUAGAUGUAUCAUUUCCUGUUGGGAUUCUGCCAAUGAACAAGUCCUAUUUACCAGAUGAUGGUAUCCACAUUGCGGUGAGCCAUUCUGCCAACAUCUUUAUGGAGAGACUCAUUAACAUGGAAGCCCUGGAGACUCCCAUGUACAUCACCAACAAUCAGCAAAGCCUGGACUUUGUCUGGCCUCGACUGUCCGGGCUAGACAUUGAUGUCAGCAUAUCUGGGGUCUUCCUGGUUCCUGAUUACCACGAUGUGGAUGUUGCAGAGGAUGACACAGCUUUAUUUCAAAAACUUAACGAGCCAAGCCAGAAAAUGAAAGACAAUUAUCAUACAGUUCAACACAAUUACUGCAGACACCCAGUACCUGAUUACUAUUCCCUUCAGUUAGAGAUUAUAGCCAACAGGACAUCCUCUGCUCAACUUGUCCGCUGCAACUCUAAGGAUGAGUCAGUGCCAAGGUGUCCACAAAAUUAUAAAGAUGGCGACCGCUACUUGAAGUGGAACAUCAACACACCAUGUGUCCACAUGAAUGCUCAGAGACUUGACACAUUGAAAGAUGGUCCCAACAGCAUUGUUUGCACUGAGGAGACGGACAUUCUGAGAAAAGUCUUUCAAGCAGCCCUCCCCACCACGGAGGAGUACAUGUUUCCUUCUAGAGAUUGUGACCUGUCCAGACAGGAAUGUGAGAAAUGUUUAUCUCGACCUGUGUGUCCAGCCACAAGCAACAGAACUGAGGAUGCAUUCCUACAAGACAAUUUGUGCUGUGGACUCAAGUGCUACCUGCAGAACCACUGUAAGAAAUAUUACAGCUUCUCCUGUCCUCAACCUACAGUUGAAUGUGCUAAAGGUGAUGUGAAUAUUUUCUCACUCUUCCCGCACUUUGACUCCAUUGAGCGUCAGUUUGCUUGCCAUCUAAAGUAUCAGCCCCCAACCAAUCUCUACAGCCUUAGCUACACCAUUCGAGCUCCGUCCAUUAACUUCAACACCACACCUCAGCAUUUCACAGUCAGCGCCACAUCUAAAGAAGACCAUGGAAGAAGGCUUUCUAGCUUUGACUUCAUCAACGCUCUUCAUGACACCAGAUUCAAGGUCCAGGAUGAUCUGAUCUUAAUUGGAGAUCACCCUGAACUGAGAAACUACAUAGACAGUCUGAUGAAGCCUUUCAUUGUCAGAGAAAUUAAAAGUCCCAAGGAGCUGAUGAAGAAGAGAACCUUCACCAGCAGCUCUCUUCCCAAACAAGCAUUCAUCCAGUUUGAGAAGCCCUUCCUGUACAGUUCACUCUCCUGGCACAAGGACGGAUGCAACAAAAACAUGUCAAAGGUCAAUAGGUCAUUUGAUGAUUUGUUAAUGCAACAAAUAGUAAUUUGUUGGUUUAUCAAUCACUAUCCAGACAUACAACUAUGUCUUUUCAUCUGGUCUCAGGUUUACCCCAAUCAGACAAUUUACAAAGAAGAGGAUUAUGUACCAAUCAUGGCAAGGAAGACUUCAUUGGAAGGAACAAGCAGCCCUCGACAUGCUGGCUAUAGUUAUCAGAUGUACCAUAGGGACAAGGCUCCAUACAUCAAGUUUUAUGUGGAGAAGGGGAAGUCUGUGCUACAAUAUUUGCAAGGAUCCAUUGUGAAAGGAAAACUCAAUCCAAACAGUUUGUAUGGAAAAGUUUCUUGGCAUCAUGAAUCAGCAACAUGGAAGCUGACUUUCUCAGGUUUACAAGAAAACUGCCCCACAGUAAUAAGUCUGAAAAUUUUCACUCAAUUGAUGACCGGCUGUGCAGGUUACUUUGACAUUUUAAUCAACUGUCCGGAGGAGUUUUCUGUUGAGUUUACCUUCGUCACUAACAAGAGUGACCUUCCGGACAUAUUUGUGGUGCAGGUCAAUGAUUCCGUCACAACCCACAAUCUGGUUUUGUCCUCUAUGUAUACUCCUGUUCAUGUGGAUGAGGUCGUGCCAGAAAAUGCAGAAACCUCGCAAGAGGUGAAGUCUGCUGAUAAUUUCCUGCAGAACUAUACCUUUUGGCUGCCUCUGUUUUUCAUUGUUGUUAUUAGCCUGCUUCUAUUGCUGGCUGUCUGUAUAGCCUACAACUGCAUCAAUAAAAACGUGGCCACCUUCAAGAGCCCAAACACCUCUGGAACCGAAGGGGAAACACAAACCCUAAAUAACCACGGUGAGAAGUCGGCUAACUCUGUCCUAGCGUCCAAGGUCAAACCAGGGAAGGAUUGCAUCAUCAAGGUGUUUAUUUUUCUGUAUGUCAUCUAUUGCGCAGUGUUCUCCUUUACCUUGACCUUCUGUCUGGUCUACUACAUCCAGUCGUCCACUUGGUCCAACUUCUCCACACCUGGAUACCUCGGAAAACAGCUGCUUAACCAGGUGAAUAAAUCUUUGGCUGAGAUUCAGGCAUUUGAAGAUCAGGAAAGAUUAAAACUGUUUGAUACUUACCAGAAGAGAAGAAAAUCUUGCAUUCAUCACCUUGAAAACGAAAACAAAAGACUUCUGCAUGAUUAUGAGUCUGCCACAAAAAAGCAGCUUGAGGCCAUGUUUAUGGACAAUGGCACAGUGUAUUCACUUUCCAAUGCUAUCCUGCAACAGAACGUGUCGGCCUACUUGGGCCAGAUAAAUGAAUUCAUCACCAACUGCAACAAGACCAUUCAUGCCAUUGUGGACAGAUUCCAGGCCAACUAUUUCCUUUUCCUCCGUAACGUGGCCCUCAACGACUGGCUUCAGGUGCCUCGGCAGAUUUUUCUAUAUCAGGAUGGUGAAGACAUUAACAGAAAAUAUCUAUCGUCCACCCAGGUCAAGCAGUUUGCUACUUGGUUGGGUAUUGACAAAGCUGAUGAGCUGCUUGCUGUGGGAGAAAAUGUUUUUGGACGAUUAUCCAGUAUUCAGAAACCUCAAGUACCAGUUUUAAAUAUUGAAUUCCCUCCAAUUUCCCCACACCUGCUGACCAUUGAACCCAAAUUUGAUUACGAUUCUCAUUCCUACAUCUACACAGUUUUGGAUCCAUCCCCAGCAGAGGAGCAAUUAGAAAACAAUUCCACAAACUUGAGAAUGAAACGGGAGGCUGAUGAGUUCAACCUCAGCGGCAAUCUGAAGGUCAACCCAGACAACGAGGAUUUUUCUUCAAGCGAAUCUAAGUCAAACAAGGCUGUACUCUCAAGACGCAAGUCUCAUAAAAACUAUGAGGGAUAUUACAGCGAGCGUACACCAAAAUCUGUCGUCCCAGAGUAUGGAAGGAGAAAGUCAGAUGAACAUUCUCAUGGCAAACUUGAAACCACUGUUGUCGGCAUACAAUCUAAGGAUGAGUCAUUAAUAAAAAAUAGUGAAGCUCUAAAAGAGAGUGAUUCAGAUGAUUCUAAAAAUGAAUCAGAAAAUAGCAGCGAGGAGGACUCAACUAAUUUUUAUAUUCUGAUUGGAAUAUUUGUUACCCUUGACCUGGUUCUGCUUGCUUAUCGUGUCUCCUGGCUUAGUGACCAACUAUAUGCCACCCGAAAUGGAUAUGUUGAUAGAAUACCUACUGAUGACACCUGUAAGCAUGUCCUAGAAAUUCAAACUGCAUACCACCUGCCAGCUUUUGAGAACCCUCUGGAUGAAUCCUCGGGCUUCUAUGUAGACACUAAAGAGCAGCUGUACACAGAGAAAGAGCCAGAGAUGACCUUUCUCCAGGACUUUCCCAAGUCCAAAGAAAACGACAUUCUCCAGAAAAUCUGGAACAAGAAGAAGAAUAAAACCGAUGAGGUUGAGUUGAAAAUGCAACGCUGUUUGUUGGUACGGUGGUACCAUGAUGUGAAGAAGUUUUUUCAGAGAUCUUUUAUGUCUCCACUGGUUUGGCAGGGCUCUAUCACAUUUCUGGCUGUCAUAUUUCUUUGUAUAUUCAUUUACUGCAUGAACUUUUGGCUGACAGAAGAUCAUUUUCGAAGUUUAGUUGGUGGUCAGUUUGCGGCAGCUGAUGUCCACUGGCACCUGGAAACUAGCUCCCGUUAUCUCCAUGGACUGGCCGCUCACUUGACAGAUGAACUGAAACAGAUAAAAGAAAUGUGUGACCUGGAGAUUGCCACAUUGACUGACAUGUUUUUUGCGACAGUCAAUAUGCAGUCUUCCAUGUUUACAAAGACACUUGUUCAGUUGUGUCAGGAAGCAAAGAAAGAAGAUUGUGAAGAACUGAAUGUUGUUCAAUUUCCUGGUGGAAGAAUUGUGGGAUGUAACUUCCUCCCAAUACAAGCUCAGACAUUUCAUGAUCUGAGUUUAUCUGUGAUGGAAGCAUUCAUUGACCAAGAGGUCAGGCCGAUAGUCCAGCUCUCCCAAUGGACUCUCACCCUCGUCACGUCACUGAUAGCUGCUCUGCUGUGUGGCCGGCUGCUGUGCCACGCCACCGCAUCUACCAUACGACAUUUUAUGCUGCUGUCUGACCGCUUGCCCCGUGUCCGGGUUUACCAGGCAGAGGACAACCGCAACUCUGCUGCUGUGGCCAUGCACCACAGCCAGUCGUGGGUGGACAGCUGUGAGAGCGGUGUUUACCUCGGAGAAACGGAUGAGGCCAACAAAGAAGAGAACAGGUAGCAAGAGAAGACAACUGCAACCCUGGAAAAAGUUUUGGUUUUCCCACACUUUUAUGAAUCAAAUUUGUAAAUCUCCUUUUGUCUGUAGUCACGAUGUGAAGUUCAUUUUAAAGAUGUUAACGUCCUGCAUUUAUUACCGUUAUUAUUAAACAUCCUGACAUUUAUAGAUAAGUCAUAAUGUUGUUUUACAUGGAAAAGUAUUUUUCCACAAACUAUAAACUUAAUGUUUCCAUAUAAAUGCAUAUUGUUUCAUUUCUUUUUCACUUUCAGUUAAUGACUUGCUUAUGUCUUUCAUUAUGUGUUGUUGUUCACAAGGUCAACAUCGUUUUAUAAAACAUGAUCAAAGAAAUGUGUAAUCAAUCAUCCGACAUAAUUCUUAUAACCUUGUCAUCCUGUUCUUAUACCAAUCAUUUUGUUUUCAUAGUUAUCUUUAUGAACUCAUGCUACACAGUUGUGAAUCAGCGAGCCAUGUCAUGUUAUAGUUUUUAAGUUAGAUAUAACUAUAGUUACUAUGUAACAUUUUUACUUGUAUUAUUUUUAUAUAUACCGAUAUAUAUAUAUAUAUAUAUACAUCAAUCUACAUUAUUUUGAUUUUGUACUUCCAAUGAAAUAUUAAAUUGUAAGUCAUUUGAUGAUAAGGAUGUGCAUGUUUAAUUUCGAUGAUUGUUUGUAUAAGCUACGAGAGUUGUGCAGAUAUAUAUAUGCUGAAUGAAUCCUGAUUGAUUUCUAAGCUGCAAUAAAUUAAUUCUUCAGUCUGUCAGCCCUUAGCUCUCUGUUGUUUUUCCUCUUCCCUUUCCCAAGUUAAGCCAGGAUUAACCCAUUAAUUCCUUCUGCGGUUUAGAACGUUUCUACAUUAUAUGCCUAAAACCUUGUGGAACUUUCCUAUAUGAAUGUCUUGUUUAGACGAGAGAACUAGAGCGUGGUGACUCUUUUUUUAGUCUAAACUGGAUAUGUAUUGCAUUUUUUAAAUUUAAAAAAAAAAUCUUUAGAAUGAACAGUCUCGUAAACCCAGUGUUUAAGCCCCACCCAGGAAAAUGAGAAUUUUUUUAAGCUAUUUAUAUUCCAAAGGUAUUACAAGCAUAUAUUUUUAAAAACUAGGCAUAGCUAUCUAUUUUCUACUAUUGUUUAUUUAUUUAAUAAUAAAUUGUGCUUAAAUUUAUAAAUUUUUUUUUUUUAAAGAUUUUUUUUAUUUGCUUAGGCCUUAUCUAUUGGGUUAAAAAGACUUGACUUUAAGAUGAAUUUUUUUUUAAAAUGCACUUUUGGUCUUUGAAGCCAAUAUAUAGACAAACUGUUUUCAGUGUUGUAGCAAUCAAUAUACUAGGUAGUUCUUCAAAGCAGUUACCUUUAUAGUUUUCUAUUUAUAAGCCAUUAGUAAGAUUGUAAAGAUAAGGUAAGAUUGAUGACUUUUACUUAAGUGUUGGACCCUGAUCAUACUGCAACACAAAUAUUGCAGAGGAAGUUUUUUUUCCCCCAUCUGCUGAAAAAAGGGGAGAUAAUUCAGUCUGUUUGAUUUAAAAAAAACUAAAAAGCUAUGGUUUCCUUAGGUCUAUGAGGCAGUCAUUGUUGAAGUCCUCCAUUUUGUUGUUUUUUUUUUUUUCCUGAUGUCCUUUGCAUGACAUGUAUCAUGCCAAUUAUCUGCAGACAAAAUGUUGACCUUUGACCUGAUCCUUGCAGCACUUCCUGGGAGUGUCUCAGAAAUACUUUUGUUCUGAGCCUAGUAGAUAGUGAAGCUGAAGUAUGACAAUGUGUGUGUGUGUCUGUACUGGGUAAAAAUUGCUUUAGUGGACCACUGGCAAUUUUCUGAAUUGGAUAAAUUGUAGUCACACAGUCUUCAAAUGUUUCAAAAUUGAAACAAAUGUAAUAUAACAUUUUAAUAUUGUUUUCGAUAGUCACAUAAAUCAGCUAUCUUUAGGUCAAAAAAGUCUAUAUAGUCUAUAUAAUUGUUUCAUUAAACACUUAAAAAAAAAAUGGAUGAAAAAUAUGAAUUAAUUUUGCCACCUAUCAAGUAGUUGUUUGAAAGAAAUGGAACAAUUAAUUUUCCUAGCAAUUCAGAAUUAUGCUGUUAUUAUUUUGUUUUGUUUUAUAUGAUGUUUCAGUUAGAAAAUUGUUUUAAAUUAGCAUAAUUUUAAAAUAUACUUUAAUGAUAGUGAUAUAGUUACCUAAAACACAUUUGCAUCAACUUUGAGCCAUUUGAAUCUAAUCUUUAUUUUUUCAUUUUAUAAUUCAUUUUCAAAAUUGCCUAAUUUAACAAAUAAAAUAAAUCUAGUAAAAUGAAUGUAAAUAAUGUGUAAUAAUAGAGGAUCAUUUUUUUGUAUGAAUUAAAAUAUCUACGUUUAUUUCCUGAUUCAUUUUUUAAAUAUUUGUAUACAUAUUUUUUUUCUAAUCUUUGUUCUACAGUAGGAAAAGAUUGUCAGUUUUUUCUUUCAUUUGUUUCUGGUACAAUCUUGUUAUUUGAAUGGUAUAACCUUUAACCCCCUUGCAAACAAAUGUUUCAGUUUUGUUAUUAUGUUACAGAUGUUUGGAGCUGGGAAACACGCACACACAAACUGAUACACACACAUUACUUUUGCUCACACAAAAAAACAUAAACACACAUAUACAUACACGUGUAAUAUAAAAUGUACCAAUGUCUUGAAAUAAAAUUCCACCUUGUUGUCAAUUA
Biomphalaria glabrata is the source of this 9392-nucleotide messenger RNA. RefSeq lists its product as uncharacterized. The coding region runs from base 720 to 6731 and encodes 2003 amino acids. NCBI's taxonomy places the organism in Eukaryota, Metazoa, Mollusca, Gastropoda, Planorbidae. Gene Ontology annotation, molecular function: protein binding. The record is from RefSeq and is a predicted model, not a curated record. The transcript is spliced from 25 exons.